AUGCAAAGCGUGACGGGGAAGGUGGAAAAUGCAGCUGCAGUGGCAAAGGAGAAAGCAGAGAGCUUCAAAGCCACGGAUCAAGAGAAGGCAGAGAAAGCUGCAGCGAUAACAAAGGAAGAGAGACAGAUUGCAGAAGAGCGGAGGAAAGUGAAGGAGUAUGAAGCCAAGAUUAAGUUACAUGAAACCAAAGCGGAGAUCAUACAAGAUAAGCUUCUUCAUAAUCAUCCUCAUCAUGGCAGGCGGCGGCGGCGGCGGCCACCACCUUGGCCAUGA
Molecule: messenger RNA, 273 nt
Organism: Oldenlandia corymbosa var. corymbosa
Lineage: Eukaryota; Viridiplantae; Streptophyta; Magnoliopsida; Gentianales; Rubiaceae
Source: the annotation of a GenBank genome assembly